AUGCAUGAUCCGAUGGCAAUGCGACCUUUUAUGGCCCUUUUAACAUUGUGUAAUCAUACCAAGAGCCAUGAAGACAAAGAACGUCCUGUGAUCAAAGAGUAUCUACCAUUUGUAGGUAAUGGCGAACAAAGCACCUUAUUAUGGGUAAUCAUUUAUGGAGUAAUUGAAUGGAUAAUAAGACGUCUGGAUGGUGAUGAGUCGAUUGGACAAAAAAGUGCGAUUGGUAUCGUACCCAAGGAAGGUUCGUUGAAUCUUGAAGGCCUUCGUGAUGUAAACAUAAAAGAAUUAUUAAGCAUUCCGAAGCAGUAUCGGGUGGAAGCUGAUUACAUUAGGAUUUUAAUAGUUAAUUACUUGGAAA
Cercopithifilaria johnstoni is the source of this 358-nucleotide messenger RNA. The record is from the annotation of a GenBank genome assembly. Lineage: Eukaryota; Metazoa; Nematoda; Chromadorea; Rhabditida; Onchocercidae.